This is a messenger RNA of Bufo bufo (common toad), 751 nucleotides long. It is a transcript of the gene SHISA3, whose product is annotated as shisa family member 3. The record is from RefSeq and is a predicted model, not a curated record. The coding region runs from base 53 to 751 and encodes 232 amino acids. Lineage: Eukaryota; Metazoa; Chordata; Amphibia; Anura; Bufonidae. The transcript has 2 exons.
CCAUUCCUGCUGCUGCACCCACUUUCUUUAGUCUGGCAACAGUGGAGUAACAAUGAGGUUACUGGGAUGCUACUUGAUGCUUUUCUUCUUGACUUGGGGUAAUGCCAGGGCACAGGGGGAGUACUGUCAUGGAUGGGUGGACACUGAUGGCAAGUACCAGGCGGGAUUCCAGUGCCCGGAGGAUUUUGAUACAGUGGACGCCACUAUCUGUUGCGGCUCCUGCUCAUUGCGCUAUUGUUGUGCAGCGUCAGAUGCCAGACUGGAACAAGGCAGCUGUACCAAUGACAGGGAGCUGGAGAACACUGGAGUCACUGCCCAACCUGUAUAUGUUCCAUUCCUCGUUGUUGGGUCCAUAUUCAUUGCCUUCAUCAUCGUUGGCUCCCUGGUUGCCGUCUACUGCUGCACAUGUUUGAGACCGAAGCAGACAUCUCAACAGCCGAUGAGAUUCACCUUACGCAGUUACCCUCCUGAAUCUCUACCGAUGAUUUUGACCAGUACUAGCCUAAGGACUCCAUCUAGACAGUCCAGCACUGCAACAAGUUCUACCUCUACUGGGGGAUCAGUAUGUCGACUUUCCUCCUCAAGAGCAGAUCCUGGUUAUCUAGUAACAUCACCACCCGCCUCCGUAUUCUCAGCACAUUCCAUCCAUCUCAAUCCCUCAUCCACAUUUCUGGUGCCCACACAGUACUUUUCCUAUCCUCUCCAAACAGAUGGAAACCUAAAUAAAAACUGCCCUGAUUUUAGACAGUAA